AUGCUUGUGGAACGUUUGGGGGAGAAGGACAGCUCCCUUUAUAGACCAGCUUUGGAGGAGUUGCGAAGGCAGAUCCGAUCCUCCACUACCUCCAUGACCUCUGUUCCAAAACCUCUGAAAUUCUUGCGACCACACUAUGGCAAACUUAAGGAAAUAUAUGAGAGUAUGACCCCUGGAGAAAAUAGGCGGUUUGCUGCUGAUAUCAUUUCUGUUCUCGCUAUGACUAUGAGCGGAGAAAGAGAAUGCCUGAAGUACAGACUGUUAGGCUCACAAGAAGAACUGGCCUCGUGGGGGCAUGAAUAUGUCAGGCACUUGGCUGGUGAGGUUGCUAAAGAAUGGCAAGAAGUGGAGGAAUCUGAUAAAUCUCAGCGAGAUACUCUGCUGACUUUGGUGAAGGAGAUAGUCCCGUAUAAUAUGGCACACAAUGCUGAACAUGAAGCUUGCGACCUUCUUAUGGAGAUAGAGCAAAUGGACAUGCUGGAAAAAUACAUUGAUGACAAUGCCUAUGCUAAAGUUUGCCUCUAUUUGACCAGUUGUGUGAGUUAUGUCCCAGAGCCAGAGAACUCUGCUCUCUUGCGCUGCGCACUUUCUAUCUUCCGCAAGUUUAACCGUUAUCCAGAGGCACUGCGUCUUGCUCUAAUGCUGAACGACAUGGAACUAGUGGAGGACAUCUUUACUUCUUGCAAGGAUGUCGUUAUACAGAAACAAAUGGCGUUUAUGCUAGGCCGCCAUGGAGUCUAUCUUAGUCUGAAUGAGGAUGUGGAAGAGUAUGAGGAUUUGACAGAAAUCAUGUCAAAUGUUCAGCUAAACAGCAACUUCUUGGCUCUGGCUCGUGAGUUGGAUAUUAUGGAGCCCAAGGUGCCAGAUGACAUUUACAAAACCCACCUGGAAAAUAACAGAUUUGGAGGCAGUGGAUCACAAGUAGAUUCAGCUCGGAUGAAUCUAGCCUCAUCAUUUGUGAAUGGAUUUGUUAAUGCUGCCUUUGGUCAAGACAAGCUGCUGACUGAUGAUGGAAACAAAUGGCUGUAUAAAAACAAGGAUCAUGGAAUGCUCAGUGCUGCUGCUUCCUUGGGAAUGAUUCUUCUGUGGGACGUUGAUGGUGGCCUAACUCAGAUAGACAAAUAUUUAUAUUCCUCAGAAGACUACAUCAAGUCUGGAGCUCUCUUAGCCUGUGGAAUUGUGAAUUCUGGGGUGAGAAAUGAAUGUGACCCAGCUUUGGCUCUGUUGUCAGACUAUGUUCUACAUAACAGCAACACAAUGCGACUUGGUGCCAUCUUUGGGCUUGGGCUUGCUUAUGCAGGAUCUAAUCGUGAGGACGUUCUUACACUGCUGCUUCCAGUAAUGGGGGAUUCAAAGUCCAGUAUGGAGGUGGUUGGAGUGACAGCUCUUGCUUGUGGUAUGAUUGCUGUGGGAUCCUGUAACGGGGAUGUAACAUCCACCAUACUUCAGACCAUUAUGGAGAAAUCAGAACAGGAGUUGAAGGACACCUUUGCUCGCUGGCUUCCUCUUGGCUUGGGACUGAACCAUCUGGGGAAAGGUGAAGCCAUUGAGGCUAUUCUUGCUGCACUGGAGGUUGUUUCUGAGCCAUUCCGGAGCUUUGCCAACACCUUAGUGGACAUCUGUGCAUAUGCUGGUUCUGGGAAUGUCUUGAAAGUGCAGCAGCUUUUGCAUAUCUGCAGUGAACAUUAUGACAAUAAGGAAAAAGAAGAAGAGAAGAAGGACAAAAAGGAGAAGAAAGAGACUGCUGCAGACAUGGGAUCUCACCAGGGUGUGGCGGUCUUGGGUAUUGCUCUUAUUGCCAUGGGUGAAGAAAUUGGGUCAGAGAUGGCACUGCGCACCUUUGGACAUCUGCUAAGAUAUGGUGAGCCCACGCUCCGCAGAGCUGUUCCUUUGGCUCUAGCUCUCAUCUCUGUGUCCAAUCCAAGGCUGAAUAUCCUGGAUACUCUGAGCAAAUUCUCUCAUGAUGCAGACCCUGAAGUUUCCUACAACUCCAUCUUUGCUAUGGGCAUGGUGGGCAGUGGAACCAACAAUGCCCGUCUUGCUGCAAUGUUGCGGCAGUUGGCCCAGUAUCAUGCUAAAGACCCCAACAAUCUUUUCAUGGUGCGAUUGGCACAGGGUCUGACACACCUUGGCAAAGGCACACUCACACUAUGUCCAUAUCAUAGUGACCGCCAGCUCAUGAGUCAGGUAGCAGUGGCUGGGUUAUUAACUGUACUUGUGUCUUUCCUGGAUGUAAGGAACAUUAUUUUGGGAAAGUCUCAUUACGUUCUCUACGGUUUAGUAGCUGCAAUGCAGCCACGAAUGCUGGUCACAUUUGAUGAGGAGUUGCGGCCUUUACCAGUAUCUGUUCGAGUGGGUCAAGCUGUAGAUGUUGUGGGUCAAGCUGGGAAGCCUAAGACAAUCACUGGUUUCCAGACGCAUACUACCCCUGUGUUACUGGCACAUGGUGAGCGGGCAGAACUGGCAACAGAGGAAUAUCUUCCUGUGACACCCAUCCUUGAGGGAUUUGUCAUUCUCAGAAAGAAUCCCAACUACGACGUCUAG
Staurois parvus is the source of this 2544-nucleotide messenger RNA. The record is from the annotation of a GenBank genome assembly. Lineage: Eukaryota; Metazoa; Chordata; Amphibia; Anura; Ranidae.